GGCGCGGCGGCGGCGGCGGCGGCGGCCGCGGCUGCUGCUGCGGCGGCGGCGGUGGUGGCGGCGGUGGGGUGGCGGGAGCGGAGCGGCAUGGCCACGGCGGCUUCUAACCCCUACCUGCCGGGGAACAGUCUGCUGGCGGCCGGCUCCAUCGUGCACUCGGUCGCGGCUGGGGCCGGCGGUGGGGGUGGCGGCGGCGGCGGGGGCGGCGGCGGCGGGGGUGGCGCGGGGGGCGGCGGCGGCGGCAUGCAGCCAGGCAGCGCCGCCGUGACCUCGGGCGCCUACCGGGGGGACCCAUCCUCCGUCAAGAUGGUCCAGAGCGACUUCAUGCAGGGGGCCAUGGCCGCCAGCAACGGCGGCCAUAUGCUGAGCCACGCGCACCAGUGGGUCACCGCCCUGCCCCACGCCGCCGCCGCCGCCGCCGCUGCCGCCGCCGCCGCCGUGGAAGCCAGCUCGCCGUGGUCCGGCAGCGCCGUGGGCAUGGCCGGCAGCCCCCAGCAGCCCCCGCAGCCGCCGCCGCCGCCCCCGCAGGGCCCCGACGUGAAGGGUGGCGCCGGGCGCGACGACCUGCACGCGGGCACCGCGCUGCACCACCGCGGGCCGCCGCACCUCGGGCCCCCGCCGCCGCCCCCGCACCAGGGCCACCCCGGUGGCUGGGGGGCCGCUGCCGCCGCCGCCGCCGCUGCUGCCGCCGCCGCCGCCGCCGCACACCUCCCGUCCAUGGCCGGGGGCCAGCAGCCGCCGCCGCAGAGUCUGCUCUACUCCCAGCCCGGGGGCUUCACGGUGAACGGCAUGCUGAGCGCGCCCCCGGGGCCCGGCGGCGGCGGCGGGGCGGGCGGCGGGGCCCAGAGCCUGGUGCACCCGGGGCUGGUGCGCGGGGACACGCCCGAGCUGGCCGAGCACCACCACCACCACCACCACCACGCGCACCCGCACCCGCCGCACCCGCACCACGCGCAGGGGCCCCCGCACCACGGCGGCGGCGGUGGCGGCGCUGGGCCCGGACUCAACAGCCACGACCCGCACUCGGACGAGGACACGCCGACCUCGGACGACCUGGAGCAGUUCGCCAAGCAGUUCAAGCAGCGGCGCAUCAAGCUGGGCUUCACGCAGGCCGACGUGGGGCUGGCGCUGGGAACGCUCUACGGCAACGUGUUCUCGCAGACCACCAUCUGCCGCUUCGAGGCCCUGCAGCUGAGCUUCAAGAACAUGUGCAAGCUCAAGCCGCUGCUGAACAAGUGGCUGGAGGAGGCGGACUCGAGCACCGGCAGCCCCACGAGCAUCGACAAGAUCGCGGCGCAGGGCCGCAAGCGCAAGAAGCGGACCUCCAUCGAGGUGAGCGUCAAGGGCGCGCUCGAGAGCCACUUUCUCAAGUGCCCCAAGCCCUCGGCGCAGGAGAUCACCAACCUGGCCGACAGCCUGCAGCUCGAGAAGGAGGUGGUGCGGGUCUGGUUUUGCAACAGGCGCCAAAAGGAGAAGCGCAUGACGCCACCCGGGAUCCAGCAGCAGACGCCGGACGAUGUCUACUCGCAGGUCGGCACGGUGAGCGCCGACACGCCGCCGCCCCACCACGGGCUGCAGACGAGCGUGCAGUGAGAGGCCGGGGGCGCAGAGCGAAAGAGGGCCGCCGCCGCCGCCACCUCCGCAGCCGCGGGCAGGACCGCCGCCGCCCCCGCCGCCGCACGGACCGCGGACCCCGCGAUCACCAGGACCCGGGCCGGGGUCCGCCGCAUCGCCCUCCGCCCAAAGACAGGCAUGCCCACCCUUGGAGGAGAAAAGAGAGAGACGGACCAAGGAGAGAUUUUUUUUUUGAAGUUCAAGAAAGGGGAGGGGGCCAAAAAAAUUAAAGCAUAAUAAAUAUCCAGACUAUUUUAUAUAUACGUAUAUAUACAUAACAACGAACAAACGAAUACCGGAAGAGAAAAAGGGGGCGAUCAUGAGAUCUCGUUUAUACUGUGGUGAUGUUUGGUUUUUGUUUCUAAAGAAGGGUGAAGCUGCCUAACGCACCAAAACUGCACUCACGAGGUUUUUCCCACCCUGAGAUGUCUUCUCUGGCAGCGGUGGACAGCACCUGCCUCAUCUUCUCUUAAAAGCAUAAGUCGCGCUCGCUUCCACUCCCUCCCUCCGAAGGGCUGUCUAAAGUGAUUCACGGAGAGUUCUUUUUGUUUUGUUUUGUUUUGUUUUCUUGGAGCGACCUGGAAAGAAAGCAGAAGUAUUGGGUUUGAUCAGGGGAUGAUCCUCUGUGUCCCGGGACCCUGUUUUCCUUGGCCAUAUUCACGUCAUCUGGGGACAAGCAGAAAUCGACUAUGAAAUGGGAAGGAGAGAGAGAGAGAGGGAAAAGAGUCUGUCUCCAGAAGAAGUAUUCACAGGUUAUGAGAUUAACAGACUGGAUAGCAAAGCCAAAAGAAAAAGAAAGAAGUAUCCUCAAAAUAACCUUGGAAGUAAAAGCAUCACUAAAGAGCAAAGGGAUGGGGGAGGGAGAAGGGGGCGUCCGUCCAGGAGUGGCGAGAGGCUCCCGGGCCGCGUCGGAGGUCCCGGCGGGCGGACUGGGCGCCAAGCGAGGGCCAAGGGAAGCCCGGCCUCAAACCCUGCCUCUGGCGGCUGCCACUCGGGAUGGACGGACGAUGCCUAAAAUUUCCACCGCUAAUAUUUUUUUUAUUAAUACUUUUUAUUUUUUAUUUCCGGACUGACUCAGAUAAAGGGAUUUAGAAAGACUGAGCACCUGCCUCUGCACUUAUUUGGACUUCUCCUCAAUCCGUUGCCAACUUUGAUUGAAUGGGUGCUGUGGAUGUGAUUAUAUAAUACUGCCAUUUCCAAGCAGUGUUUUUGGUAGGUUUUAAUAAACAGACUUUUCAAAAGACGGCAAUAGAGAUUGUUAGAUCCGUUGUUGAUCUAAAAAUAUUUGCUUUAUAUUUUCAUUAAAUGACUUCUUUUAAUAUUUUAUUCAGAAUACUUAUGAACUGCUGCAAAACGGUAAUUUAUUUUUCCCCAGAUCUUGUAUUACGUGUUUUUUUCAGACGAGCACAAAUCAAAAUGAAAUGAAAAUAUGGACAGUUGUUAGGUAAUAAGGGUAUCUUUUGAUGUGAUAAUUUGAUUGUAAUUUAAUUUGAGUAGUGAUUCCGUAAGAGCUGAUCGAGAAAAUAAAUUUGUUAGAAUGAAAUAGUCUGUGUCUGAUGCGUAAACACUAUGUGGGAAGAAAGAGUUCUUUAGAAAAUAUUUUUUUACUAAUGCAAAUCCUUCAGUGAAGACAUUGAGGAAGUUGAGCCUGCUCCUUUUAGCGUAUAUUUGGACAUCUGGAGUAAAGGACAGACAUAACUGAAACAGUAUUUUAUUAGUUGUCACUCCUUGUUCAUCCAUAAGUUUCACAAUAUUUUUCUCUCCCCUGUUUUUAGUGGGUGAUUUUAGUGGGUAGAUGAGAUUGUCUAAAUACUAUCCCUUUUCUUGGAUAUGCCUGUAGUUGCUUUACCAGAAGACUGAACAUCACUAGUAAAAACGUGCCAACUGAUUAUUAAUGGUUAAGACCAAGCCCUCCUCCCCCCCAUCCCCGCCAAAGUUUAGCCUCUCUUUUUCAUCUCCUCUCUCCACCAUAUUGCUAUAUCUCUUUCCUGUUCUUCUGAAGGCAAAUAAUUGUGAAGGACAGCCUUCCAGUCUGUAGAAUAUCUUUACAUCAAUUAUUUCCCAUUAAUAACUAAAUGUAGUUAAAUUUAAAUUAUUAAGCUCCCCCCCCCCAUAAUGAAAGAAUAUACUUUUUAAAUCCCGACUGUGGGCCACACUACAUUACUAUCUAUGUGAUUGCCAGCUCAGAGUUUAGUUUCUACGUUUUUAUGUUUCCCACUUUCCCCAGGAAUGAUCCUGUAUCUUCUUUUUGCUGGUGCUGGGGGGUUAGCUUUUUAGAUCACUCUUUAGAUACACCUGCAGAGUGUUCACAUUUCUCAAUAUCAGUAUUUCCAAAUGGGAAAAUGAAAGUGUAAUGCCUUGGGUUGUGAGUACUAAAGAAGCAAAACACUCUGCUUAGUUGAGCCCCUUCAUAUUGUACUUUUUAAAAAAGAAGGGUUUAAGGGUGAUAAAGCCAUGAUUUUUAUAGACCAAUUUCCCACUGCUCUCACUUAACUGUCACUCACUUUUUGCCUUCUUCCCUCAUCAUCGCUCCCUCUUCCUGUGAUAUCGAUGCAGGGGUUAAAAAACCUGAAAAACUGUGAGAGAAACAAGGAACAGUUAUUUCUUCCAGACAGGCUCUGUGUCACUUUCAUAAAUCAAGCCCAGCCAGAUGGCCGUGUAUUGGGUUGCAUUAUUUUAAACACCAAGUCGUACUAAAAAUCACAAUCAUUUUGAUUUGUGAAAUCUGAAAAAGGCCAUAUUUAUUAAAUAGAAGGGAGAAAAAAAAAGAAACACAAAUUACUUUUCUUUGCCUUCUUGUUUCCUAUUUCUCUUGCUAUUGUAAUAGCUCUCCCAGCGAAUUUAUAACCUGGAGGGGGUGGGGGAGCGAAGAUCAUCGGUUUUUGAGGGGUCUCCAAGGGCAGGCGAGGGAGGCCUCAUUUGAAAGCUGAGGACUGGGUGGGGUUGUUUUUAUGUGGUAGAUACUACUGGCACGUGGGAUGAAAUCCUGUUUUUCCUACUGGAAUGGUGUCUGGUUGAACGGGGAAGAAGGCUAUUUAAAAUUAGGGGAAGGUAUAUGCUUUCUUGAUUUGGCUGACAACUAAAGAGCUACCAUUAGAUUUUGCAGUGUGUUUUAUUAAAAAGCAACCUUUGCUGAUUACUUGGGGGAAAAAACCCUGAUCUGAGGGUAGCAGAGUUAACUUUUAAUUGGAGAAGGUGGGAAAGCAUGCCCAUUUUUGGUGAUUAUUUUGCAUUUUAUAAAGUGAGCUGAUACUUGCACUCCAUUUGAAAAAAAAAAAGUCAACCCUUUGAAUGUAUUUACAAGAUGAAAUUCAUUGUUGAAAAAAACAAAAGAGG
Choloepus didactylus (southern two-toed sloth) is the source of this 4950-nucleotide messenger RNA. It is a transcript of the gene POU3F3, whose product is annotated as POU class 3 homeobox 3. NCBI's taxonomy places the organism in Eukaryota, Metazoa, Chordata, Mammalia, Pilosa, Megalonychidae. The transcript has a single exon. The coding region runs from base 88 to 1593 and encodes 501 amino acids. Gene Ontology annotation, molecular function: DNA-binding transcription factor activity, RNA polymerase II-specific; RNA polymerase II cis-regulatory region sequence-specific DNA binding. Gene Ontology annotation, biological process: regulation of transcription by RNA polymerase II; brain development. The record is from RefSeq and is a predicted model, not a curated record. Gene Ontology annotation, cellular component: nucleus.